Cynara cardunculus var. scolymus (artichoke) is the source of this 1647-nucleotide messenger RNA. Its product is annotated as protein FATTY ACID EXPORT 3, chloroplastic. The record is from RefSeq and is a predicted model, not a curated record. Gene Ontology annotation, cellular component: membrane. Bases 173 to 1177 code for a protein of 334 amino acids. Lineage: Eukaryota; Viridiplantae; Streptophyta; Magnoliopsida; Asterales; Asteraceae. The transcript has 7 exons.
GAAGUGAUACUUUCCGUUGCACCCCGGCUCACUUUAGCACCCUUCACCCUAUUCUUCAACAACUUCAUCGUCUUCCUCAUUUCCCUUCAUUGUUCCCUUCGCCUCUCAUCCGCCAGGCUCACUUUAGCUCAUUUCUCUUAUUACAGUUGCAGAAAGAAACCCUCACAGCAGAAUGAGUUGUGGAAUUAAGGCAUUUACGAUUAGUAACCCUAACCCUAGUGAGCUAUGCACAAAGAGAGCUCCGAUGGAGGCGGUCUGUUCUUCUCCUUCCUUGUCUCGGUUCCGGCCUCUUCUCCAACCUCGUAGCUCCGGUGUACUCACACUCGCGGUUUCUGUUUCUGGUUAUCCGAGAGGACUUGGCAAUGGUUUACUGCACUCCCGUUCAAAUUCCCGGAACCGGUCGAUUUUCUCGUUUGCGGCGUCUCAUGAGGACUCGAAGCCUUCAGAUAUUGAAAUACAGGAGGACGCAAAUCGUCUUAAAGAGGGCUCUGAAGAAUCUGAAGAAGCCUGGAAGAAAACUUUAGCUUCUUUCAAAGAACAAGCAUUGAAAAUGCUGAAUGUUUCCCAAGAAGCUUACGAAGUGUAUUUAGAGAAAGCUACAGUAGUAUUGAAGGAAACCUCAGAGCAAUUGAAGAUCCAAGCUGACAAAGCGAGUGAGGAUUUGAGUGUGAUUGCCAAGGAACUUAGUGAAGAAGGUAAAGUCUAUUUGUCUGCAGCUGCAGAGAAAUCCCCUGAACCAGUGAAGGAUAUUGUGGAAACGUUUGCUUCUUCAACUGAUGAUUUGAAAGAUGUAUCGGAAGUGCUUGACUUUUAUGUUGGUAUCCCAUAUGGCGCACUGCUUACUUCAGGUGGUUUUCUUUCCUUCAUGAUUACUGGAAGCAUUGCUGCUAUCAGAUUUGGUGUUAUUCUUGGUGGAACUUUGUUGGCCUUGGGUAUCUAUAGUCUAAGAUCAUGGAAAAAAGGGGAAUCUUCGUCUAUUGCUCUGAAAGGCCAGGCAGCCAUUGCUACAAUAUUGUUUUUGAGGGAUCUACGCCUAGUGUUCACGAGGCCAGCAUUCACCAGAUAUUUUGCAGUUAUAAUCAGUGGUGCGGCGUUGGCAUUUUAUGCCUAUAGAAUCACGUACUCUCGUGGACAGUCAACAGGAGGAUCUAGCUUGGAGAGUGGAACAGAAAAUUAACUCUAUGUUGCAAGGUUUGAAGUUUAAAUCAUGGGAGUAGUCAUGUCGUUGUGAGAUAGCUUGAAUUCAUUCAACAAUGCAGAAUUUCGUGUUUGCUGCUUCAGAUUAGGACCUGCCCUGGUACUUGCAUGUUAAGAAGUAUGAUGUUAUUAAUGUUAAAGGUUUAAGAAAAAUAAUAUGCCAACACACGCCACCGUUGACACUCAGAUACUGAUCGUUUCUAUGAGCUAGACUUGUAAUGGUUUCUAUAUUAGUGUUAUCGAGAAAUGCUUAAGGUCGUAAUAGGUGCUUAUAUCCCUUCUUCCGGUUGUAAUUUGCUACAAACAAUCGAGUCCGAGUUAACUAUGUCCGGUCUUUGGUUUCUUUAUUUGAGUGAAAGGCAUGAAAUCGGCUUACGAGUGAUCAAACAUUUUUGAGACACUGUAUUUGAUGUUUUGUUAUUGAACAACCUACAAUUUGGUGGCAAAAAA